AUGCAUAACGAAAUUGAUCAGCAGGUUUUACGUGAUUUAUAUUCUUGGGUAGAUUCAAUCCCUCUUUCUCGCCCAAAAAAGAACAUUAGCCGAGAUUUUUCCGAUGGAGUUUUAGUUGCUGAAGUUGUCAAAUAUUUUUUCCCAAAAUACGUCGAUCUCCAUAACUUUCAAAGUUGCAAUAAGAUUGAAGGCAAAAGAAAUAAUUGGCAAUUGCUAAACUGGAAAGUGUUUUCGAAGUUUUCUUUUAAAAUAACAGAUGAUGUCGUUGAUUCACUAAUUAACGCCCAACCCAGAACUAUUGAAAAACUUUUGCUACUUCUUCGAUCAAAAUUCCAAGAAUAUGAAAAUUCUGGAGAGGUUAAUGAUACCCGUAUUUUGCCCCUUUUAUCCAAUCAAAAUGGUGUAUCAAAAGUUAUAACCUCUACCUCAAUUCCUCAUAGAUUGCAAAGACUUCCCACUGUUUGGAAUGAAAAUAGAAAUAUUGAGCGUGGUGUUCCCUCUCUUUACAACAAAAUUUCUAUUUCCCAAAAGCCUGUCAGUAAAACAACUUCUGGGUCAAAGCCAGCUAAUGGAUCAUCCUGGAGACAACCAAAUAGUACAAAUGGGUAUCCUGAAUCCGUCUCCAAUGAUCUUUUACAAUCAUAUGACCAAAAAGUUCAGGAGUGUUUCAAACUUCAAGAGGCAGUGGAUAUACUUAACGCCAAACUUCGACGUAUGCAGCAUUUAUUAGAGUUAAAGGAUUUACGAAUUAAUGAACUCCAAAAACGACUGCAAUUCUUUCACUAA
Molecule: messenger RNA, 786 nt
Organism: Rodentolepis nana
Lineage: Eukaryota; Metazoa; Platyhelminthes; Cestoda; Cyclophyllidea; Hymenolepididae
Source: the annotation of a GenBank genome assembly